This is a messenger RNA of Tetranychus urticae (two-spotted spider mite), 2780 nucleotides long. RefSeq names its product nose resistant to fluoxetine protein 6. Gene Ontology annotation, molecular function: acyltransferase activity, transferring groups other than amino-acyl groups. NCBI's taxonomy places the organism in Eukaryota, Metazoa, Arthropoda, Arachnida, Trombidiformes, Tetranychidae. The record is from RefSeq and is a predicted model, not a curated record.
CCAAAGUUGAUUAUUUUUCUGCUUAAAUACUUUUUGUAGUCGUUCAAGUAAACAUCAUCAGUUUCCCUAUUAUUUAUGUAAAUCUUUUUAUUUUGUUACUUUUUUGUUAUCAGUUUUACUACGUUUUAAAUUUGUUAUGUUAAUCACCAAUUUAGUUGUUUUACUUACCCUUUUACCCUCUUUAGGAUGGUCCUUUGAAUUUGAUGAUGAUGACGAUGAUGACAUUGGAUCUAAAAUUGAUUCUGUUUUGAAUGCAGUUCACUCACUUGGCACACCAAAGGAUCGUUUGGAUAAGACAUUGGAUGGAACAUUUAAAUUCAGUAAAGAAUUGUUGAAAUCUGUUUUGAGUUCCAUUCAAGCUGAAAUUGAAAAAUCAAAAGAUGAAAAAAUAUCCCAUAAAUUUGCAAAACUCAGUCCUACAACCAAAGAAAAGCUUACUUGGUUGGCUUUUAAUAAAGUAUUUGGCCAAGCAAUGGAUUCCUUUGAAAAGCUGAUUCUAGGUGAAGCUCUUGAUAUUUUACCUCAAUUGAGGCUUAGUCGCAGCUGUACAAUAACCCUGUUCAAGGCACUCAAUGCAAUCAAGCAUCAAAAAUCUUGGAUCUUCAAAAUGAUUGAUGCAACUGGUCGUCCCUUUUCAGCUGGUCUGAUGGAUGGAACAAUUACUGAUUUUGGUUCCUUCGACCAAUGCAUUGGACUUGAACUCCCUCUAAAAAUUAAACCUUCUGGUUCAAUAGUAGAAGUUGAUGAUUCAAGGGUUUCUUUUGAGCAAAAUUUGGGUCAAAGUAUUCGUGGUCAAUACUGCAUGGUUACAUAUAAUAUAUACUUGCCACCAAGACCUGAACAUUUGAAUUUACAGAGUCGCAUUUUCAACUUCACAAAUACACCAAUUGAAGGAACAUUUCUAGAAGAAAUAGCAGAAUUGAUUCAUGUUUGCUAUGAAAGAGUCGGUCGAGUUGGCGUCUGUAUUCCCUCUUCGUGUUCCAAAGACGAUUUUGAACAAAUUAUUGAUUACUCAUUGAAAGGUAUUCAUAUGCAUGCCAAUGUAAGUCACUGUGAAGUUGAAAAAGGUUACGAGUUUAACAGACUUCAAUCGAUAAUUCUUGGCGUCUUUGGUUUUCUUGGCUUUUCAUCCCUUGUUGGAACCUUGUUUGACUUGAUUAUCAACCCAAUAAUCAACAAAAAGUCACUGGAUGAUGGAAAGAAGAGCAGUUUUACAUGCCUCCUCAAACCCAAUAGUUGCAUCCAUUCAAUUUUAAUGUCAUUCUCCAUUUUACGCAAUUUAUCUUCACUCAUGGAAACUCGGACUAAACAGGGUUCACUCAAUGCCAUCAAUGGAAUCAGAGUGCUUUCCAUGUCAUGGAUUGUGUACACUCACACCUACCUGAUACCAAUCAAGGAGACUUUUGCCUUUGCAAGAAGUUACAUUUUUGCUGUUCAAAGUUUCCUUUUUCAAUUCAUCCUCAACGGCUGGGUUUUGGUUGAUACAUUUUUUUGCAUUGGAGCACUGCUUUUAGUUUACACAACACUUGGCUCACUUCACAGGACUGGUCGGAUAAAUGUUUGUGAAUUGUUUCUCAAUCGGAUUGCUCGAUUUUUCCCUUCCGUUUUGUCAACUUUGGCUCUGCUCUUUUUGAUUCCUUCCCUUGGAACUGGACCCUUGUGGUCAGAAUAUUUCAACUAUCAGCUAGACAAGUGCAGCAAUUAUUGGUGGGCAACUUUACUCUUUGUAAAUAAUUGGUUUCCAGAGGCAAAAAUUUGUAUGCUCCACACUUGGUACAUUUCGGCUGAUAUGCAGCUUUACAUUGUAGGAAUCGCACUUCUCAUUGCAUUUUACAAGUUUGGUAAACGUUCACUUUGGUUGGCUUAUGCUACAAUAUCGAUCUCCAUGCUUUCAGUCUUUUUACGCACUUACUUACAAUCGGCAGCACCAACAGUAAUUUACAAUUCACCAUCAGAGGUCAUUACAGAUGGAGCAGCUCUUUCAAUCUACACUCCAACUUAUAUACAUUUAGGCCCUUAUUGUGUUGGACUUAUUGCCGGUUUCUUCAUUUAUUACAAGAAAAAUGUUAACCUCUCAUGGCCAGUCACAUUUACUUGCUGGGCUCUCUCUAUGGCUGGUCUUUUUACAAUCUUGUUUUAUACUUACACAUGGAAUAUUGGAGAUCAAUGGACACCUUUAUCUGCCGGUUUUUAUGCAACUUUCCAUAGAACAUGUUGGUCAAUUUGUAUUUCAUGGGUUAUUUUUGCCUGUGUUUCUGGCUAUGGCGGAAUAAUUGCUUCAUUCCUUUCGUGGAAAGGAUUCUUUCCUCUGGCAAAGCUAAGUUUUAGCAUUUACCUUUUACAUUUUCCUAUUCUUUGGUGGCGUUAUGCCUAUUUACGCGAAAGGCUAGCGUUUGGUCAUUAUACAAUGCUUUGUGAAUUUAUCGUCAACCUUACGUUGAGUACCUUUGCUGCGCUACUGUCACACAUUCUGGUCGAAGCUCCUACCUCAAAUCUUUACAGAGCUUUUGUCAAGAGCAAACUGAACUGGGCAACAAUCAAGCUGAAACGCAAGAGUGUCAAAGUUCCGGAUCCAGCCGAUUUAGUUAUUUUUAAUCAUAAAUCAUAAUUUUUAAUUUUGUUUAUUCUCUUAUAAUCCUGAAAGGACUUCAAGGAAUCUUUUAAAUGAAGUGUGUUUUAGUUAGAUUUUUUAAUUAUUGUAUUCAAAUGCAACAAAACUGACAAUUUACAUAAUAGAAAUGUUCUUUUACGAAUAAAUAUUCUGAUUAUUUCGUGUAUUA